Phasianus colchicus (ring-necked pheasant) is the source of this 2268-nucleotide messenger RNA. Lineage: Eukaryota; Metazoa; Chordata; Aves; Galliformes; Phasianidae. The record is from RefSeq and is a predicted model, not a curated record.
AUGAUAUGGCGAUGCAGUGCUGGUGCUGAAUUGUUCUCUCUGAUGGCUCUAUGGGAGUGGAUAGCACUGAGUCUUCAUUGCUGGGUUUUAGCAGUUGCUGCUGUUUCGGAUCAGCAUGCCACAAGCCCCUUCGACUGGCUCCUCUCUGAUAAGGGACCCUUCCAUCGUUCACAGGAAUACACAGAUUUUGUGGACAGAAGUCGACAGGGAUUUAGCACAAGAUACAAGAUUUACAGAGAGUUUGGCCGCUGGAAAGUAAACAAUCUCGCUGUUGAAAGACGCAAUUUUCUUGGCUCCCCGCUGCCUCUUGCCCCUGAGUUCUUCCGUAACAUAAGGCUACUGGGACGCCGCCCAACGCUUCAGCAGAUCACAGAGAACCUGAUCAAGAAAUAUGGGACACACUUCCUACUAUCAGCUACCUUGGGAGGUAGGAGCACGGAGAAUGGCACAUUAUCUGUUGUGGAGCAGGAUCAGGACUACAGGGCUGGGGAUGAGCAGAGUGCUGCUGGGGAUCUGCCUGCCAAAUCGUGCCUGCUGGCGGCUGCUGUGGCAGGCGUGGGUCAGUCAAGCGGGACCAUGAGGACAGUAACAGAAACGCGGACUGGUCCUCUUGGCUGCAGUAACUAUGACAACCUAGAUUCUGUCAGUUCUGUUCUGGUUCAGAGUCCUGAAAAUAAGAUUCAGUUGCAAGGUCUUCAGGUCAUCCUGCCUGAGUACCUGCAAGAACAUUUUGUCCAGGCAGCUCUGAGUUAUAUUGCCUGCAAUUCAGAGGGAGAGUUCAUCUGCAAGGACAAUGAUUGCUGGUGUCAGUGUGGUCCCAAAUUCCCUGAGUGCAACUGUCCCUACAUGGACAUUCAAGCCAUGGAAGAAAACCUGCUCCGCAUAAGUGAAACUUGGAAUGCAUAUAACAGUGAAUUUGAAGAAUCCGAUGAAUUCAAAUUAUUUAUGAAAAGGCUGCCCAUGAAUUAUUUUCUGAACACAUCUACUGUAAUGCAUUUGUGGACAAUGGAUUCUAAUUUUCAACGUCGCUAUGAGCAACUAGAAAACAGCAUGAAGCAACUAUUUCUCAAGGCACAGAAGAUUGUUCACAAGCUCUUUGGCCUUAGUAAGAGAUGUCAUAAACAGCCACUCAUCCGUAUGCCAAAGCAGAGAUCCUCCAACUAUUGGCUCAAUCGCAUCCAAUCCUUUCUCUACUGCAAUGAAAAUGGCCUUCUGGGAAGCUUUUCGGAAGAGACCCACACAUGCACCUGCCCUAAUGACCAGGUUGCCUGCCAUGGGUUCCUUCCCUGCACAGUUGGAGAUGGCUCUGCUUGUCUGAGCUGCGCUCCUGACAAUCGUACCCGCUGUGGGAGCUGUAAUGCUGGAUACAUGCUAAGCCAGGGGAUUUGCAAGCCUGAAGUGGCAGAAUCAACAGAGCACUACAUUGGGUUUGAGACUGACCUUCAGGACCUGGAAAUGAAGUAUUUACUGCAGAAGACAGAUCGAAGAAUUGAGGUGCAUGCAAUUUUCAUCAGCAAUGACAUGCGCCUCAACAACUGGUUUGAUCCUUCUUGGCGCAAGCGGAUGCUCCUUACUCUUAAGAGUAACAAGUACAAGUCUAGCCUGGUCCAUAUGAUACUAGGCCUCUCUCUUCAAAUCUGCCUAACUAAAAACAGCACCUUAGAGCCUGUUCUUGCUGUUUAUGUCAACCCUUUUGGGGGCAGCCACUCUGAGAGCUGGUUUAUGCCUGUGAAUGAAAAUAAUUUCCCAGACUGGGAGCGGACUAAGUUGGACUUACCCCUUCAGUGUUAUAAUUGGACACUGACUCUGGGCAACAAGUGGAAGACAUUUUUUGAAACAGUACACAUCUAUUUGAGGAGUCGAAUAAAGUCAAACGGUCCAAAUGGCAAUGAAAGCAUCUACUAUGAACCCCUGGAAUUUAUUGAUCCCUCAAGAAAUCUGGGCUACAUGAAAAUCAAUAACAUCCAAGUGUUUGGCUACAGCAUGCACUUUGACCCAGAAGCAAUUCGAGACUUGAUUUUGCAGCUGGACUACCCCUAUACUCAGGGAUCACAGGACUCCGCACUUUUGCAGCUGUUAGAGAUACGCGAUCGUGUAAAUAAACUCUCUCCACCUGGUCAACGUCGUCUAGACCUCUUCUCUUGCUUGCUCCGUCAUAGACUCAAACUGUCUACCAGUGAAGUGGUGAGAAUUCAAUCUGCUUUGCAGGCAUUUAAUGCCAAAUUGCCAAACACAGUGGAUUAUGACACAACCAAAUUAUGUAGUUAA